Molecule: messenger RNA, 2469 nt
Organism: Anneissia japonica
Lineage: Eukaryota; Metazoa; Echinodermata; Crinoidea; Comatulida; Comatulidae
Product: metalloproteinase inhibitor 2-like
Exons: 4
Coding region: 165-947 (260 amino acids)
Biological process (GO): negative regulation of endopeptidase activity; negative regulation of membrane protein ectodomain proteolysis
Cellular component (GO): extracellular matrix
Molecular function (GO): protease binding; metalloendopeptidase inhibitor activity
Source: RefSeq, a predicted model, not a curated record
UUGUCAUCUGGUUGAUCAGUAGCAACACAAACAAGACUAGUUAGUACAACAACUUUACUACUACUACUAGAGCUGAGGACAAACUACUGUUGAUAUUUAGUUACCUGAUAACUUCUAGCAGCUUGAAACUUUUUAGUAUCCAGUUUAAAUUUUACUCAACCAACAUGAACAAUUUUGGAAUCAAUUUGUGCUUAGCAGCCCUGAUCAUCUUAUUGGAAUUGCAGGUGAUUUUUGCCUGUCAAUGUGGAAUGCCAAAACAUCCACAAAGAAGUUUCUGUGAAUCAGAUUAUGUAAUAAAAGUUAAGGUGAUAGAGAAGACAACAUUCAAGGACCCCGACUACGUAGAGCCCACCGAUGCACUCUACCCGAGCUUUGACAACUUCUGGGGUGGUAUGGAGAUGGAUCAGUACAUCCCGGAAGCCCACAAGAUCAAGUACUCAGUCUACGUUGAGAAAGUUUACAAAGGCGAACAAUAUGCCUCCAGAAAAACAAAGAUCGAGUUGGAAACAUCAGCUAGUUCCGGAAUUUGCGGUAUAACAUAUUUAAAAGAAGGAGAAAGAUAUCUUAUCGGAGGUGUUCUUGAUGAUGAUACAAAGGAAUUUACUAUUGCCCUCUGUGACACAUGGAUUGAGAAAUUUGAAGAUGUGACCAAAACCCAACGCCAAGGCAUUAAGCGAUUCUACAAAAAAUACUGCAACCAAUGUGCUAUUGAAGCUGGUGAUAUUUUCUUCCCACCUGAGGUUCCAGCCAAGAUGAGGCGCAUCUGCGGAUACUCGCCAUUCAACACAGCAGAAAACGACUGCGAGAAAAACUUUUCCGCCUGUGUACGCUUACCAGACGGCAGCUGUGGUUGGAUGAACAGCAAAAGCUACAAGCAAUGUGUGAAAGCACGAAAAGAUAAAACGCCGAAGAAGCAGAAGCAAAGACGAAACAAGAAGAAACAGUAAAGCGUGCAAAAACCGGUGAUGUAGAAUUGUAGAAUAUCUAUUGUGCGACUCUCAGGGUAUUAACAUGGCUUGUACAACAGCUUAGUCCGCUCUUUCUGAAGAGGAACCAUGUUGUACCCUUACUAAGCAGCUGGUUGAUUGACAAUCAAAAUCAAAACAGGAAUGCAUUUGGAAAUUCAAGAGCAAUUCUUUAUUGUGGACAAAUUCUUUUCUUUACAUUAAAGAAAGAAAAUAUACAGAAAAAAUUAUGGACCAAAAACUUGAUAAGAAUUAUUAAAACUUGAUCCAUAAUUAAUUCUAAUAACAAACAAAAAAAAAAUGACUUUCUGUAUAAUGAAAAGAAUUGUUAUGAAAGUGCCUUAACCCUUUAGCCACAACUUUGGAAGGGUGAAUUAAAAAAAAUAUGUGCAAUAUGUAUUGAAAUGAUUUUAUGGACAUUUUUUAUUUCCUGCAAUGUCUGUGGAGCUGUAACAAUUUUAGAUUUUUUUUAGUUUGGAAUGCUAGCACUAGGUUUCAACUGAAGGGGUUAGGAAUGCAGGCUUAGCGUGAGAGCAAUUGUGGAGAAUGUUGUGUGCUGUUAUGUUUACCCACAUGGCAGUGAGCUGAUAUUUAACAAUGUGCACCAUCGCUGGACUUCGCUCCAAGGCUGCAACUAAAUUUAGAACUUGACAAAAAAUUCUCAAAAUUUCAAGCAUAUUUUUUAAAAAACAAUUUCUCUCAACUAUUUCUUCAUGAUAAGAUUUGUUUAUUUUUUAUAGAACUACCGAUUUAGUAAGACUCAUCAUCAAGUGCCUUUAAAACUAGAUAAGACAUUGAUUGAUUGUGUGAUAAUUUAAUAUAAUUCAUAUAUUUUUUUAUUCAUGUCAUCUAUUGGUAGAGUAUAGCAGAUUAUUUUUAAUUUCUUUUGUUACAUUUAUCCUCAUUGGACUCUGCAUAAGUGAUAAAAAAGUAUUCCGUGUAUAUUACUUGUAAAUAUAAAUGGACGUAUAUAAAAGAUAUAUUAUGGACUAUAACUGCUAUUAUUGAUAGGUUGUUGCCUAAAGAUAUAAAGCAUAUAUGUGAUAUUUUAAAGUAGAUUAACUUAUAUAUUUAAAUUGUGUGCCAAUUCUUUUUUCUGCGCCCUCUAACUUAGGGAGACUUAAUUUCGUCGGCGCAAUUCCCACCGAGCAAAGAAUUUGCAUAGCAAGUUAAUAAUUUUGACAUGUUAAACUUCAGAAGUUUGUACUUGAAAGAUGGGUUUAUUACAUAUUUAAAAUAUUUAAUGACUAUCCUUUUGGGAUUCAUGUAUACUUUAACCAUUAAUAAUUAAGAUCCAUGUCAUCAGUGAUUUCAGCAUUUGAUUAAAUCCCUUAUUGAUUCCUAUAGAUUACUUCUGAACAACGUGGGUACAUAUUUAUUUAAAGAACAUACUUGAACAAAGAUGUAUAUCAUAAUUAAGACAUUUGAUGUAAUGAAAAAGAUAUUUUGUUAUAAAACAAAAAUUGAUAUGUGACUGAGAUGAAUAAAUUAUAAAAAGAUUAUA